This is a messenger RNA of [Candida] anglica, 1038 nucleotides long. NCBI's taxonomy places the organism in Eukaryota, Fungi, Ascomycota, Pichiomycetes, Serinales, Debaryomycetaceae. The record is from the annotation of a GenBank genome assembly.
AUGGAAGAUCUUAUAUUUGACGAGGAAGAUUUCCAAUCAGUGGAGGAUAGAAAUGAAGGGACCCGAGGUCCAAGUGAUAAGGAAAAUAACGAUGAUAUUUUAGGGUUAGAAAAACCAAUUAAACUUACGCAUCGAAUUAAAAUUGCAAAAAUAGAUGAUGAUAGAAUACUUAAUAAGCCAAAUGGGAUCGCUGAAAUAGUCAAGAACCAUAAUAGAGUAAAUAGAAUCAUUAAGCGGAAUGAUUCCAAGUUAGCCUCGAAGUUAUCUACUGCUUCAAGCUCAUCAAUGAAGAAGAAACUUAAAUUUCAAAAUGAAUUUGAUAAUCUUUCAUCAGUUUUACAAUUCUAUCAAUUGUGGUGUCAUGGAAUAUUCCCCAAGGCAAACUUCAAAGAUUGUUUGAAGUUAAUGCGAGCAUAUGGUGCGAAAUCAUCUCGUAUGAAGUUGUAUAGACGUGAGCUACUUGACCAAGAGAUAAAUAAACUUAAACAAGCCAAUGGCAUGUUUGUUGAGGGUGAAUCAUCUGUACCUCAUGCAAUGCAAGAUGAUGAACCACAGCAAGAAGAGGAUGACGCGUCCAUUAUUGCACAACCUUUAGCCACCGUGUCAGGUACUACGGCUGAACCUGAAGAAGAUGACGACUGGAGUUUUAUGAAUACUUCGACAAGAGGACGUAAUGCUCUAUUCUUGGACGAUGAUGACGAUGAUGAUGAGGGUCUUUAUAGAGUUCCUCCAACUCAGGCAGAACUUCUGCAACUGCAAGAUCCUUCGCAAACCCUGCAACAGCCUCAAACUCAACCAAUAUCACAAAAUAAUGAUAAUAAUAAUACUAAUAACAAUAAUGCCAACUCUACCCCUAAUGAAAACAAUAUAGAUGAUGAUGAUAAUGACCCUUUCUCCGAUGAUGAUGACAUAUUCACGUCAGUUCCUACGAAAUCUAAUACAACGACUGAAGAAUACCCACCUGAAGGUGAAUUUGAGGACAAUGAGGAACAGGAGUAUGAUAACGAAAUGGAUAUCAUGAGAGAAAUGGGAUUAUAG